Messenger RNA from Jatropha curcas, 1099 nucleotides. Its product is annotated as abscisic acid receptor PYR1. Gene Ontology annotation, biological process: abscisic acid-activated signaling pathway. Gene Ontology annotation, molecular function: signaling receptor activity; abscisic acid binding; protein phosphatase inhibitor activity. The record is from RefSeq and is a predicted model, not a curated record. Gene Ontology annotation, cellular component: cytoplasm; nucleus. Lineage: Eukaryota; Viridiplantae; Streptophyta; Magnoliopsida; Malpighiales; Euphorbiaceae.
ACAAAACCUGACUUAUCUCCUCUCUCACUCUCUCUCUCUCUCUCAUCAGUCUCUAUGGCCGACCCAGAACAAGAACCAACUGACACAGCUCAUCAUUUGACGAUUCCACUCGGGUUGACUCAGGCUGAGUUCGAUGAGUUAGCUCCAUUUAUAUCUGAGUUACACACCUACAGAAUCGUCCCAAGCCAAUGUUCUUCUCUGUUAGCCCAACGCAUCAUGGCUCGAAACGACGUCAUCUGGUCCAUAGUACGCCGUUUCGACAAGCCACAGACUUACAAGCACUUCAUCAAGAGCUGCACCGUGGAGCCAGGAUUUACAAUGACUGUAGGGUCCACACGUGACGUCAACGUGAUCUCCGGCUUACCGGCUGCCACCAGUACCGAGAGGCUGGAUAUCUUGGACGAUGACCGACAAGUCACGGGUUUUACUAUUAUUGGAGGAGAGCAUAGGCUGAGGAAUUACCGGUCGGUGACGUCUGUGCAUCGGUUUGAACGUGACGGUAGGAUCUGGACCGUUGUUUUAGAAUCGUACGUUGUCGACGUACCACAAGGAAACACUGAGGAGGACACGCGGCUCUUUGCCGAUACAGUUGUGAAGUUGAACCUCCAGAGAUUGGCGUCUGUCGCUGAAGGAUUGGUGCGUGAUGGUGACGGACGGUAAAUGACAGGUGAUUUAACCUUUUUAAAAAAAAAAAAAAAAAAAAGGUACAGACGAACAAAAACAGAUCAGUCCUUUCCUUAGUUUCGUUUUCUGUUUUUCAUUUUACAUUUGUUCCUCUGUUUCCAUUACUAUGUUUUUCCCGCUCCUUUUUCUUUUCGCCUUUUGCGGUUUAUUUUCAAUUGGCAGUCGUCGGAAUUACAAAAACGGUGUAUUGUUGGAAGGCAUUUGACUUUGAUCUCAUGGCGCUGAUGCUGGGUUUCGGGAUUGGAAUUGUGUUAAAAUGCUGAGGGCAUUACAGUUAAUACACCUGUACAGAGAUGUUAAGUAUCAAGGGCGACGCUGUCUUUUAAAUUAUUAAUUUUUCCUUUAAUUUGUGUAGAGUCUGGAAAAAGAAAUGUUUUCAAUUUUUUGCAAUGCAAUGUUGAUUUUGAAGUUUUCA